AUGGCUUCCGAGGACAGCACGGCUUGCGAGGACAGCACAGCUUGUGAGGACAGCACAGCUUGCGAGGACAGCACAGCUUGCGAUGACAGCAUGGCUUGCAAGGACAGCACGGCUUGCGAGGACAGCACAGCUUGCGAGGACAGCACAGCUUGCGAGGACAGCACAGCUUGCGAGGACAGCACAGCUUUCGAGGACAGCACAGCUUGUGAUGACAGCACAACUUGCGAGGACAGCACGGCUUGCGAGAGAGGGAAGCUCAACUUGAGAGGACAGCUCAACUUAAGAGGACAGCUCAACUUGAGAGGGCAGCUCAACUUGAGAGGGCAGCUCAACUUGAGAGGGCAGCUCAACUUGAGAGGGCAGCUCAACUUGAGAGGGCAGCUCAUUUUGACAGGGCAGCUCAACUUGAGAGGGCAGCUCAACUUGAGUGUACAGCUCAACUUGAGAGGAAAUCUCAACCUGAGAGGACACCUCAACCUGAGAGGACAGCUCAACUUGAGAGGACAGCUCAACUUGAGAGGACAGCUCAUCUUGAGUGGACAGCUCAACUUGAGAGGACGGCACAACUUGAAAGGACAGCACAACUUGAGAGGACAGCUCAACUUGAGAGGACAGCUCAACUUGAGAAGACAGCUCAACCUGAGAGGACAGCUUAACUUGAGAUGA
This is a messenger RNA of Schistocerca piceifrons (Central American locust), 666 nucleotides long. Its product is annotated as seminal vesicle major clotting proteins-like. Lineage: Eukaryota; Metazoa; Arthropoda; Insecta; Orthoptera; Acrididae. Bases 1 to 666 code for a protein of 221 amino acids. The transcript is spliced from 2 exons. The record is from RefSeq and is a predicted model, not a curated record.